GACAUGUGGCCUAGUCGGAACAGAACGCAUUUAGCUUUCAGACAGUCUACACUCCCUUCUCUCUGCAGCCAUGAGAGCCAAACUCGAGAUCGUCGCUUUGGUCCUGGGCAGCUUGGGGAUCAUCGGAAUCAUCGCCAUCACCGCGAUGCCGCAAUGGCGAGUCUCGGCUUUUAUCGGCGCCAACCUGAUCGUAAUGGAAGACCGCUGGGAGGGGUUAUGGAUGAACUGCUACAAACAAAUCGACAGAAUGCAGUGCAAAGUGUACGAUUCUUUGCUGAUCUUACCGCCGGAGCUCCAAGCGGCAAGAGGGCUGGUGUGCGCGGCGAUAGUGAUAGCCCUCAUAGCGUUCGCCAUCACCAUAUCCGGAACGGAGGUGACUUCCUGCGGAAACGACAGCCCGAGUGCUAAAACGAUACUGCUAGUUGUCGGCGGCGUUUUUUUCCUGCUGGCGUGCCUGACGACGCUCGUGCCCGUCUGCUGGGUGGCGCAUACGGUGAUAAAGGACUUCUACAAUCCGACGCUGAUGGACGCGCAGAGGAGGGAGCUCGGGCCGGCGCUGUACGUGGGAUGGGGGACCGCGGGGUUACUGCUCGCAGCCGGGGUGAUCUUACUGGUGAGGUUCUGUCAGAGGAGGGAGAUGGAGGAGAAAGAAGGGGUGUAUCCGGGAGCGUACGAUCUAGCGCCCAAAGCGGACAGCGUGUACCUCCAGAGAAUUCCGUCGAGUACUCACAAGACCAUGGAGUAUGUGUGAAGAGUUCUGUGAAAGUACUCUGAAAGGUACUUUGAAAUACUACCUUGAUAGUUUUGAACUGAAUGUAGAGUAAUCUGAAAUUGUUUUAAUCAAGUUACUUCAAACUUUAACUUCGAUAUUUUCGACCAAAUCUAUGACAACCUUCAACACCAACGACCUUAAGGAAAAGAAUCCGUGUAUCAUUCGUUCAUUUGUUUUUCAGUAUAAAAUCAAAAAUAAGAAAACGAAAAAAACAACUAUUUUCUUCAUUAUCUGUCUCCAAAACCAAAAUGAAAAAAUGGAUAACUAUUCGUUUUUAAAUUUUUUGAUUUUUGUGUUUAAAUGAAAAAAUGGAAAAAACUACCGUUUCCCGUUUCCGUGACUUAAACUGAGAUGAGGGACUUUUGCUCCACAUACGGACUGAACCAGGUCCGGGACCAGACCGGAACCAGACCAGGACUGAUAUCAGGACUUAGACCGGGACCAGGACUGAGACCGGGACCAGACCAGGACUGAAACCGGGAUUGAGACCAGGAUCAGACCAGGACUGAAAAUGGUUUAAUCCUGGUUUAGCCUUAGUUUAGUCCUGGUUUAGUCUCGAUUCAGUCCUGCUUCAGUCCACAUGUGGCGCAAAA
This is a messenger RNA of Boleophthalmus pectinirostris (great blue-spotted mudskipper), 1365 nucleotides long. RefSeq names its product claudin-8-like. Gene Ontology annotation, biological process: bicellular tight junction assembly; cell adhesion. Gene Ontology annotation, molecular function: structural molecule activity. The transcript has a single exon. Gene Ontology annotation, cellular component: bicellular tight junction; plasma membrane. The record is from RefSeq and is a predicted model, not a curated record. Bases 71 to 751 code for a protein of 226 amino acids. Lineage: Eukaryota; Metazoa; Chordata; Actinopteri; Gobiiformes; Gobiidae.